UUGCCGCUGCGAUGAAUCCUGGCCUCCACUGAUGCCAUCGACGUGCACCGAGGCCCAUCGUCACCCAACAGAAACAGCGAGCGCCGUUCGCCCGCCAUGGCUCAAUCCGCCGGCGAGCCAGCAAAUGCUGCGGCUGACGGGGAGAUUCGAGAGUACAAGAUCCACGCGUCGACCAAGUACAUGGAAUUGACGCGGCAGAAGCUGGAGCUGGCUCGGCUGCCUCGCGAGAUUCCCGACGCGAACUCGAGGACGUGGUGGAAUCCCAAGCCAGCCCUCGAGCCGCUCAUUGACUACUGGCUUGAGCACUUUCGCUGGAAAGAGCAUGAGAGGGAGAUCAACCAGUCCGUGCCGCAGUUCAAGAUCAGCUUCCAGAUCUCUACCGCGGAAGGCCCUACAAAGUUACACUUCAUCCACGCCCGGUCGCGGCAUUCACACGCCGUGCCUCUGCUCUUGAUACCGCCGUUCCCCUUUAGCAACCUAUCCUUCCGCCACAUCACCGAUGUCUUUACGAAUCCCAGCGAUGCGACCGCCGACCAGCCCUUUCACCUCGUCAUGCCGUCGCUUCCCGGCGUGGGCUUCAGCGAUUCUCUGCCGGACGGCACGCCCGUCAUCCCCAAGACAUCCGAGAUGUUCGAUACUCUCAUGAAGCGACUUGGGUACGCGCAUUACCUCGCGACCAACUGCGGGUCGUCCAUCACGCCCGACGGCGGCGUCGACUGGAAGGUCAUCAACCACUUGGCUGCCACUUAUCAGAAUUCCUGCCUCGGCGUCCAUUUGAUCUCGCCGCCGUUGAAAGCACCCAAGGCGUUGAAGUCGCCCGUCGAAUGGAUGAAAUUGACGCUGGCAAAGACGCUGCAAACACCCAUUGGCGGCUAUACAAAGGAGGAUAUUGUGGCUCUUCAGAAGAACGAGCGAGAAAGACACAACAAGACGUCUUCUACAGAUCUUCUCCCGCUAGGGCCGUUCGGUGCCGGUGCCUACGAUCCCAAUACGCUAGCUUUCGCGCUCUGCGACUCUCCAACCGGACUGCUGGUGUUUUUCCUCGCCGUCUUCAGGGCGUUGGAUCCUGAAAAAGAGUACACCUCCUUGGAGCUCGUCCAGACAACCAAGCUAACUUGGCUUCCGGGCCCGGAGGGCACACUCCGAUUGCUGGCGGACAGCUACCUUUCAGGGGAGGACGUGAUACCUAGAGCCUCGCGAAAGCCCAAAGCAUCCAUUACAGUGUUUUUGGCCGAUGAAGGGGCGGGACAGGACGCCUCAGGUUCGGCUCAGCAGAGCGCUUCCUCAAGGUCGACCAGUCCGUAUGCGUGCCCCAGCUGGGGCAAGCAGCACUACGACGUCGUCUGGACUGGCCGAGCACGUGGCAAGCAAGGACUGUUGGCCUGGGAGCGACCACAGGUGAUUGCAGAUGGCGCGAGAAACCUCGCCAAGGCCGUGAUGGCCGUGGACAAGAGGCUCCAGGCACCUGUGAACGGAGCUGCUUAGCUGGACGGUUGGUGAAGCAAAAGGGGUUGUCCUCUUUAAUGAAUUCUAUGUAAUUAUACUCCAGUUGAUCUGGUCAUCAUUUGUUCUGAGUAAUAGGAUAUGUUUUUUUU
Messenger RNA from Trichoderma reesei QM6a, 1595 nucleotides. RefSeq lists its product as uncharacterized. The transcript is spliced from 3 exons. Bases 97 to 1485 code for a protein of 462 amino acids. Gene Ontology annotation, biological process: epoxide metabolic process. Gene Ontology annotation, molecular function: epoxide hydrolase activity. Lineage: Eukaryota; Fungi; Ascomycota; Sordariomycetes; Hypocreales; Hypocreaceae. The record is from RefSeq and is a predicted model, not a curated record.